CCUUGGAAUUAUCAUUAACUUUAUGACAUUGGGCUAACAAAAAACCAUUGGUACAAUUUAUGGAGAGGAGAGAAUAUUACUAAAAUAAAGGUAAUUAGUUUAUUGUUUGACUGUAUUUUUCAUGAGAGUUGGAUUUGUUGAUUUCUUUGAACUUUAAUUGUAUGUUUGUUUUCUUAAUAUCCAACAUGCAGUUUCUGAUAUCUUUUGCCUUUAAUAUAGAGAUGAAAAUAUGAUUAUCAUCAUCUUGGGAGGCCUGUUCCCGGGGUAUUAGCACUAGUUUAGAAGACUUUGAAAUGAUGUUAUUGCUAUGGCAACAAGAUUAAUGGUGGUACAGCAUGAUUCAAACAAUUUGUUCCAUCUGUUUAAUUUACUAAAAGUACAAAUCUAAUAGAGUCAUAGAAAUAACAAAAGGAAAUAUGGCCUUUAUUGAUCGGAAAACACUUAAAAUAAUUUGCAUUUUUCAUGAUAUAAACAAACAUAUAGUUUACGAUAUCAAAGGAUAUCAAAUAAGAAUUUGUAAUAUAAUCAUGUUUUCCAGAUGAAAUUCUAGAGUAUGGUGAUAAUUCUUCUCAUGUAUACUAAAUCUUGAAUUUAUGACAGUUCUUCAAACACAGAGACUAAUGAUCCUAUACCCUUGGCGAUUAUUUGAUCACAGACUGUAGAAAAUAAUAUAUAUGAGUCAUUUAAUUUCAAGAAAACGAAAUCUGAUAUAAAUGAUGUCAACAUAACUGAUGCAACUAUAAUAUACAUCACACAACAAAUGACAGUAUAACUGGAACAAAUGUCAUCAGACGAAUGAUGCACAAUGGCACAUUAUCGCACAUGAAUAUGGCAACUCAAUCAUCAACAAAUGUAGUGGAAACAGUGAACACAACAGCAGGGACAAGCAAUCCUUUUACCGUAUUUCUAAAAGAUCCUGAAAAAUAUUUUUAUGACCCGGCAUCAAUACCUAUUUUGACUAUCGCUAUGCCAAUUAUUCUUGGCAUGGGGGUGAUUUGCAAUUCCGCAUUCAUCUAUGUUGUGAUUAAACUUAAGCAUAUGCAUAACGCAACAAAUUAUUACCUUGUUAACUUGGCAAUAGCAGAUCUAAUCUACCUUCAUAUAGUGGUUAUUGAUAAAGUUCUACGAUAUGGCAUUUCACCAUUUGCAAAGGAUUAUGGACCAUGGGGACAUAGGCCGUGUAAAAUCCUAUCUGCGUUUAUUUUUCUACCACAUUUGGUAUCAGAAGGAACCAUAAUGCUGUUCACAUAUGAACGAUGUAGGGCACUAAGAUCAACUGGUGCCAUCUAUAGGCAGAGUAACAAAAGAUGUCUCGUUUACAUCAUCAUCACAUGGUUCAUAGCCAUGUUCGCACUUAUCCCCUGCAUUUAUUUCAUUGAUGGGGCCUCAUUCACUCUGAACUGGAUCCAGGAUACGAUCACACAUCAGUAUACAAUAAGAAAAUGUGGACUUGCACCAAUAUCAUUUUUUGGGAGUUUGACAAUACAGUGUAAUGGUCUCCAGACAAUACCUUUCAUUUUCAUAGCAUUUGCCAUAAUUGGUCUAAAUGUUUUAAUUCUGAAGGCGCUUCAUUCAAGUGCAAAACUUUCAAAUAAAUACUUGAAAAAUAGAACAAAGUCAAACAGCAAACGGCAAAUUGCACUUAUGUUAAUUGCAACCUCCUCAGUAUUCUACCUGACCUUACUGCCAUACUAUCUGGAUGAUAUACUCUAUGGAUUGAACAAGGUUGGACUAAUCCCAUUCAUCAAACUCCCAAAGGUCUGGAUCCAAACUGGUCGUUUCAUGGCAUACUUCAACUCAGCAAUUAACAUGCUCAUUUACAAUAUCUUCAGUAGGCGUUACAGGAAUGCAUUCAAGGAGGCAUUUUGCUGUUGUUUAAUUGGUAAAACAACUCAUACAUACAGUUCUAGUAGCAGGAAUAGCGCACCAAAUGUGCAUGAGAAUGGAGCAAGGAUGGCCCCCAUGAAUUCUGACAUCGUACAUAUGGGAGGAUCCAAUACUGCUUCUAUUGAUGGUGAAACUAUAUGCACUCUAAAUGAUACAAGCAGAAGGGCUAGAGCCAGUGACAAAAUUCAAGAAUUCACAAUUGAUACAUACAUAUGAAAUGGGGGAUAAAUCAAGGUAAAGAUAUACAGCUCAGCCCACCUUAAUUUGAAUUGAAAUACAGUAAAACCUGUCCAAGUGGAACACCUUCGGUACCUCUGAAGUGUUUUAUUCAGGAUGUGUUACACUUACAGAGGUUCAUUUAACAUUAAAUCAGUUGGUUUUAGAACCUUGAAAAGUGUUCUACUGACAGAGGUGUUUCACUUUACAGGCUUCACUGUAUAAAUAAGUAUACUUUUAUGUGGUAAAAUUAAUCAAUAAUGUAAGAUAUGAAUGUAUGGUU
Molecule: messenger RNA, 2386 nt
Organism: Owenia fusiformis
Lineage: Eukaryota; Metazoa; Annelida; Polychaeta; Sabellida; Oweniidae
Source: the annotation of a GenBank genome assembly